Molecule: messenger RNA, 2022 nt
Organism: Gryllus bimaculatus (two-spotted cricket)
Lineage: Eukaryota; Metazoa; Arthropoda; Insecta; Orthoptera; Gryllidae
Source: the annotation of a GenBank genome assembly
AUGUUUCUCAAUUUACCGCAACACUCACCGCUGGGCAAGGAAUACGCGUCGACUUCAGAGCCAUCGAUAGUCGUCGUUUCGCCAGAUCGGAAGCGAAAGGAACCAUUGCGAGUCGCUUCUCGCUCUAAUGCAGCGGUGAAUGCCAGCGCACGAGGCGGAGCGCGGGAGGUCGACGGACAGCGCGCUGCGGGGCGGGGUGGCGGUGGAUGGGCAGGACUGGAUGAUGUGGUGGAGGGUGCGGGGUUGAGAAUUGGGCCAGAAGGAGAGCUGCACGUGGCGAUACGAGACUGGGCUGGGGAUAAGGAGGGAACGGAUCUAGCGUUGAUUAGCGAGGUUGUCCCAAUCUUCCGCCAGCUGGGCACCGCCCUAGCCGGGAUAAGGUCUAAGCUUCCGACUGGCCUCCCGGCAUGUGUGGUAGUAAAGUGCAAGUUAGUGUGCGUUAAUAAAGGAGGAAGGAAAGAUCGCGCGCGGACCGACCUUCCGGCCAGAAGCACUGCAUUGACAUCGGUUGAUGCCCUAAGCCACAUCUCUCGCUUCGCGGGGAGUGAGAUAAUUAGUGGACGGUGUCGACGCGGGAGAGGGAGCAGGAGCCGGCGGACAAAACAGCAACAAGACGAGGGGGAAAGGGAUUGGCGAGGGCAUGAGAGAAGGGACCGUCAUGGGCUAGUGACCUUGUGUUUCUACAGAAUUUGGACCAAAAAAAUAUGGCGGAUGCGCGAGAAACGCCAGCAAGCCCGGAGGACUUUAUCACCCGUAAGUGUAUGUGCGUGUUUCUAUCACGGAAGGGGAGCAUCUUGCCCCGCUGCUUGCACUGUGUCGACAAGGCAUGCAGGAAUCAUUGCGGCUCCGCCUGCUUUGUUGUGCGAGUCCAAUAGAACAAUGGCGAGGAGAACGGCGUCGAAUGGAGCAAUAAAGGCAGCGGCGCGGGCGGCAAAGGGUCAUUCUGACGCGACGACCUCGCCGUUUCACGCUUCCCCAACUGUUUGUUAUAUUUGCACAAGGGAUGAGACGACUACCGAGCCGCGAAAAUGGCAGGGAACCGCUGCACUGGCUCAAAUCUUCCUUUUUAAUCCGAUGAAUGAUCCGUUUGAUCGGCUUACAGCUCCGCCAUCGCGGCAACGGAUCCUGUGUUGCUCCGGAGGGAGGCCGGCCCCCUGCGGACGGCGGUGGGCGUGUGGUGCGUGUCGUCUGAUUGGAUGGUCUCGGGGCGGGCUAAUAUCUGCCGCACGCCGCCGGCGUGAGCCAUGCUCGAUGCCCCGCGUUGCCGCUCGCGUCCCUGCUGCUGUCCCGCAGGGCGGUCAUUCCGAAUUAUUAACCCGGCUUGCGACCGCCCGUUCCCUCCGCACGGCGGACGAUGGGGGGGGGGAGGGCAACCUGGCGCUGAAGACGGCCGAGGGCGGCCGCGUGCGGGGACGUCGUGUCGCGUGCAAGUCGCCGCCGCCACUCGAUAACAGAGACUCGCGGGUGCGUCGAGGUACGCGGCUUCUUGCGGCUGUUGCUAUGGCGGGUGUCCCUGCGGAGGAAAUACUUGAAGCAAGAAACCAGACUAGCCGGCGCGUUGUGCCGACGUUUAGAACUUGUCCCGGCUGGAGCGGUGUUUUGUUAGUGGGAGACAUCUGGUGGACCAAAAUCCCCGCAAAAGCGCAUUCUGGUGAAUCUGGACAUCGCGUGCCACGUGGAGACGGACCCGCCCGCGCGCGCCUUCCGCUGGAAGUUCAACAACAGCGGCGAGACGAUCGAGGUGUCGCCCGAGCGCUUCGCCGCCACCUCCAACGGCACCACCUCCGUGCUGCACUACACGCCCAACUCCGACCUCGACUACGGCACGCUCUCGUGCUGGGCCGACAACGACAUCGGCCCGCAGGCCGCGCCCUGCGUCUUCCAAGUGGUGGCGGCAGAUGUCGCUUCCGCGACCGAAGUCAGUAUUUAUUUGGCAGUCAGGUGCCAUCGUUUCGGCCCCGAUUCAGCGAUCUUCCUCAGCAUUUCGCUCUAAGGAUGGUGGCGGAAUGGAAAAGUAAAUAA